This is a messenger RNA of Solanum stenotomum, 1073 nucleotides long. RefSeq names its product membrane steroid-binding protein 2-like. Bases 112 to 834 code for a protein of 240 amino acids. NCBI's taxonomy places the organism in Eukaryota, Viridiplantae, Streptophyta, Magnoliopsida, Solanales, Solanaceae. The record is from RefSeq and is a predicted model, not a curated record. The transcript has 2 exons. Gene Ontology annotation, cellular component: endomembrane system; membrane.
GAUAAACAAACCCUAUCGCCCGUUUCAUCAUUCAACACUCACACCGCUUCGUAUGUGUCGCCCAUUUUCCAUAUAUUUUCCCAGUCAAAAUCCCUUCUGAGUCGGAGAAGCAUGGCCCUACAACAAUGGGAUGCCUGGAAAGAAUCAAUCAUAGAAUCCACGGGUCUAUCUCCUGCAACUAUUUUCACUAUUGUUGCUUUAGCUGUUGCUUUCUACUAUGCUAUCUCGGGGUUUUUCCCCUCAUCUGAUCAUGGUCACCACCAAAGGUCUAGAGACUUCGAGGAACAGACACAGGCUUUGCCUCCUCCUGUUCAACUUGGAGAAGUCACUGAAGAGGAGUUGAAGGAAUAUGAUGGGUCUGAUCCCAAAAAACCUUUGUUGAUGGCUAUUAAGGGUCAGAUCUAUGAUGUUUCUCAGAGCAGAAUGUUCUAUGGACCUGGGGGACCUUAUGCAUUGUUUGCUGGAAAGGAUGCUAGUAGAGCUCUUGCCAAGCUGUCCUUUGAGGAAAAAGAUCUCACAGGGGAUAUUUCUGGCCUUGGUGCAUUUGAGCUUGAUGCCUUGCAAGAUUGGGAGUACAAAUUCAUGAGCAAAUACGUCAAAGUUGGGACUGUGAAGCAGGCAGUGCCAGUAAAUGAUAGGGAAGCUAAUGACGGAUCUGUUGAAGCAACUGAUGGUGAAGCUAAGCCAGCUGAGGGUGAUGCUUCAGGGAGUCCCAAGCUAUUGGAAGAUGAUGGUCCAUCUAAAGGUUCUGAGGCUCGUGCUGAUGCCCCUUCAGAGACUGUGGCUGCUGAAUCUGCGGUCAAAUCUGAGGCUGAUGUCGACAAGAAAGACUAAUUGGGACAAUUUAGUUCAAGUGACAAGUUGAGAAGUGAGAACCACAGGGAACUGCUUUGUGGAGAUCUGAAAUACAUAGCAUCUUGUCUCAAGAUAUAGUCUAAAUUUCUAUACUGUUAUAUGAAAUAAUGAACAAAGCACAUUUCACUUCCUGUGUCUUAAUAGUCUAUAGAGGUGUUCUUUACUGAGGUAAUGCAUGCUUGAUUUGGCUGGAAAGAAGCCCCUUUAUCUUGUCUAAA